CAGGGGGCUGUCACCGCCACUGUCGCCGCCCCUCCGCACGCCCCGAGCUCGCGUCUGAGCCCUGGCGCCCCCUGGGCUGGAGAACAGCGAGGGCGCCACCCCGGUCCGCAGGGCGACCCUGCGCGCUGGCCGGCCGCUCAGAGGAUUCGGCCGCGGGGCCCGGGCGCUGCCGGAAGCAGGGGCGGGGUGCGCCCGCGCGGGAUGCUGUGAAGGGCGAGCGGGUCGGCAGCAAUGAGCGCCUCUGCGGCCACCGGGGUCUUCAUGCUGUCCCUCUCGGCCAUCCCGGUGACCUAUGUCUUCAACCACCUGGCGGCCCAGCAGCACUUCUGGACCAGCGUGGCGGUGGCGGCCCUCAUCCUGCUCCUGGUGGCCCUGUCGGUUCGGACCCUGGUCAGGAGGAAAGCGCCCCGGGACCCGCUGUUCUACGUGUACGCCGUGUUUGGCUUUACCAGCGUGGUGAACCUCAUCACAGGCCUGGAGCAGGACGGCGUCAUCGACGGCUUCAUGGCACACUACCUGAAAGAGGGCGAACCGUACCUGAACACGGCCCACGGGCACAUGCUCUGCUACUGGGACGGCUCCGUGCACUACCUCAUGUACCUGGUGAUGGUGGCGGCCAUCGCCUGGGAGGAGAGUUACAGAACCAUCGGCCUGUACUGGGUCGGAUCGAUCGUGACGAGCAUGGUGGUUUUCGUGCCGGGAAACAUCGUAGGGAAGUACGGGACACGCCUUUGCCCCGCCUUUUUCUUGAGCCUGCUGUAUACUUGCCUUCCCGUCUGGGCUGGUUUCAGAAUCUAUCAUCAGCCGUCAGAAAAUCACCACUACCCCGCCAAGGUCGUGCAAGAAGUGCAAGCGAAGGACCUGCUGAGAAGACCAUUUGACCUCGUGCUGGUUGUGUGUCUCCUCCUGGCAGCGGCAUUCAGCCUGUUCAGAGGCUUGAUCGCGCUGGACUGCCCGGCUGAGCUCUGCCGGCUGUACACGCAGUUUCAAGAGCCCUACCUGAAGGACCCUGCUGCUUACCCCAAAAUCCAGAUGCUGGUGCACCUGUUCUACUCCGUCCCAUACUUCGCGGCGGCGCUGUACGGCCUGGUGGUGCCGGGGUGCUCCUGGAUGGCCGACGUCACGCUGGUCCACGCUGGAGGCCUGGCCCAGGCUCAGUUUUCUCACAUCGGUGCUUCUCUUCACGCUAGAACUGCUUACGUCUACCGAGUCCCCGAAGAUGCGAAAAUCCUCUUUCUAGCCUUAAACGUGGCCUACGGCGCUCUCCCUCAGCUCCUGGCCUAUCGCUGCAUCCAGAAGCCAGAAUUCUUCGUCAGAACAAAGGCGGACGAAAAGGCCGAGUAAGAAUGCAAAGUCACGUCGCUCUUCUCUGGGUUACUGACUGAGGUCAUCGUCCGGGUACCGGCACCUCGUCCCAUUCCACCCGCUUCCCGGCCAGGACACCCGAGGACAGGUCAACUCUCCUCCUGCGCCGCGUGCGUGAGCUGUCAGUGGGGCUGCGUGGGCCAACGUGUCCUUUAAAAAAAUUUUUUUGGGGGGGAAGGAAACAGAUGAAGUCGUUGAGAGGCUGUUUAAAGAAAUGUAUUCAAAAUGAUCUGUGAAUGAACUGGACCACCGAUCUCGAUAUUCUGUUUGCAUGUACGAAGUGCAAGUGUGAAGACUGACACUUCGGCUCCUGCCACCGUGAGCACGGACGUGUGACCAGCCGAGAGGGGAUAUGCUUCCCCCGUGCGGCAAAAAUUCCAAAAGGCAAAUCGAGUGGAGAGAGAGUUUUACAUGUGAGAUGCACAUGCCCGCCCAUUAUAAAUGACAAGUUAUUAGACUGUUUUAAAAUGUUAUUUGAAAAACGUGUUCCUGAGGAAAGUAUAGUAUUUGCCGCUGUUUUAAGAACUGCUUUUCCUAAAACUUUUUGAGAGUAGAGAGCUAAGGAGGGAUCAGUAGCUUUCUCUUUGUCCUUCACGGAAUACUUGUUUUACUGGUGACUGGAGAUCUUUCUACUGUAUUUCUGUGUGUAUUUUUAAUAAAAUUGUUUGUCUUUUUAUGACAA
Molecule: messenger RNA, 2047 nt
Organism: Phyllostomus discolor (pale spear-nosed bat)
Lineage: Eukaryota; Metazoa; Chordata; Mammalia; Chiroptera; Phyllostomidae
Gene: TM6SF1
Product: transmembrane 6 superfamily member 1
Exons: 10
Coding region: 232-1344 (370 amino acids)
Cellular component (GO): lysosomal membrane
Source: RefSeq, a predicted model, not a curated record